AUGCUUUUUGCCCAGCGCAAAAGGAGGCAGAGAAUAGCUGGGAAAAUUGGUCACGAUGACAGCGAAUAUGAGAUCGAUCAUCAUCACAAUAUAGGAAUUCUGCCACAAGGUCAGCCCCGCAACACCCCACGGGCGUACAAUGGGGGUCCACCGGCCACUCCUCGUCGGCAACCGCAUUAUGUCGAGCAGCAACAACAGCAACCGUGGCAGCAGCAGCAACCAAGCGCCCUAAUGGAGCGAUUCGAUGUUAAUUUUACACCACUACAAGUGAAUGGCAACGCUCUGGGUAAUAACUAUCGUGGUGGUUUAGUUUCGAACUUCGGCCAAGCUCUUCCUCCGCUUCCCCCUCCUCCUGUGCAGCCUGCGGCGGCGUGGGCGCCUCUUCCACCAGUGGUUAACAAAAACCCAUUGUGGUUCAAACCUAUGUUGGGAGCGUGCGCGCCUGUUAGCCACCCACUGAUCGCACCCGGUGUCAACGCGUGUUAUCACCAGUCCCCGCCGCAAUACUUGUACAAUUGCGCCCCCGCCGCACCCAACAACUUACCACCACUGCAACUCCCCCCAGUAAAUGCAGGGACGCCACGCGCCGAGACGCCGCUCCCGUAUAUUAACAACCCUAUUGGGCGCUCAUGCAGUCGUGGUGACUUCCAUCGUCCGCGGUCUGCGGCUGUUGGAACAUUACCUAAUCUCAACGCUUUUGAGGAUUCUGCGGAAGCUAAGCGCGCGGCUCGUCAACGGGCCAUUGAGUUUCAACAGGAAAACGCACGACUAUGUGAGGAACGCAGGCGCCAGCAGCAGUUGGAGCGGCAGUUGCAAAUGGAGGAAGAGAGACGGAGGGAGGACGCCGCUCGUGCGGAGCGACUACGUCUCGGUCAAAAGGAGCAGUCAGAGAUGGAGCGGGAGCAUUCUGAGGCGGCAGGCCGGGUGAAAAAAGGUCGCGGUGGGGGGCGGUCGAAUUGGACAAGUGACGAACAGCUGCGUGAAGACCUGAUGAGACAAAUCAACGAUAAAAAGCAACGUCAAGAGGACGAGAGGAGGGCAGCAGAAUUAGAAAUGCAGAAAGAGAAGGAAAACAAUAAAAACAGUGUGUAUAGUAACUUUUAUAGUGACAACGGAACGGACCAUUUACGAGGGGGGCGCGGUGGGUCACCUGAACCCCUGGAACAUACUGCCCCAGGCGCUGAACCCUUGGGCAAUGGCGCGGCCGCCGGAAAUGACCCAGUCACUAAUAUGGCCAUACCCGCGGGGCAACUUCCAGGUGGGAACCCACAUACCCUGCCUCAAUCGUAUCUUCCCUUUGCCCCGCAUCCACUUGGUACCCCGAGGCCCUUCCCUGCGUUUCAGUUGGACCCUAUACUUCCGCUUCAGCGACCAGGUGUAGUAGCGGGGAUGGCUAGUGCGGCGUCGGUGCCAGCUGCGGGCAAUGACUACAUUACCCCGCAUCUGCCGCCGUUUCCUUCCAUUGAAAUAUCAACACCGCGCGACCGCGCGCCCACCCGCGAAGCAGAGCGUGUAGAGUCUCACUUGCGUGAUAUGAUUAACGAACAUGAAAGCAUCACGCGCAUGUUAGAAUCGGAGGUUCCCACUAAACCGAGUGAGAUUCCGUUGUAUCGCCCGCAACCAAUUGCACACACGAAAGUUUCUUUCACUUCUCCCACCGUCGACAAUUUGCGGUGGAACCCGUGCGGGACGCCGCCAGCAGCGGCGGGGACGGGGACGGGAACGGCUAGCGCCCCGGCUUUUGCAAUGGGUUACGCCGCAGCAUGCGGAGGUGGCAGCGACGAGCUCUCCGCUGAGCCCUCAACAUUUGUUGGAGCACAACUCGCCGGUAACAAUGCAUAG
This is a messenger RNA of Trypanosoma brucei brucei TREU927, 1842 nucleotides long. RefSeq lists its product as hypothetical. The transcript has a single exon. The coding region runs from base 1 to 1842 and encodes 613 amino acids. The record is from RefSeq and is a predicted model, not a curated record. NCBI's taxonomy places the organism in Eukaryota, Euglenozoa, Kinetoplastea, Trypanosomatida, Trypanosomatidae.